Messenger RNA from Mycetomoellerius zeteki, 272 nucleotides. RefSeq names its product THAP domain-containing protein 5-like. The coding region runs from base 18 to 272 and encodes 84 amino acids. The record is from RefSeq and is a predicted model, not a curated record. The transcript has 3 exons. NCBI's taxonomy places the organism in Eukaryota, Metazoa, Arthropoda, Insecta, Hymenoptera, Formicidae.
CAAAAUGGGUUGACAAUAUGCGACGAGAUAAGUGGACACCAACCACCUUUUCGCGAUUGUGUGAGGUACAUUUUGAAGAUUCCCAAUUCGAAGCCCACCGCAUUGAUGGCUGGAGAAAACUUAAACCGAAUGCAGUCCCAACGCUUUUCGAUGUGCCCAACCCCCCGCCACGAAUCAACCCACCUAGACGAAAAUCACUGUACAAGAAUCGUGAUGAAAAUGCAACGCCUGCUCAAGUAGUAAUAGUCGGUUUUGACCGAUCGGUGCUUUAA